Linderina pennispora is the source of this 468-nucleotide messenger RNA. Its product is annotated as acyl-CoA N-acyltransferase. Bases 1 to 468 code for a protein of 155 amino acids. Lineage: Eukaryota; Fungi; Kickxellomycota; Kickxellomycetes; Kickxellales; Kickxellaceae. Gene Ontology annotation, cellular component: NatA complex. The transcript has 2 exons. Gene Ontology annotation, molecular function: acyltransferase activity, transferring groups other than amino-acyl groups. Gene Ontology annotation, biological process: mitotic sister chromatid cohesion. The record is from RefSeq and is a predicted model, not a curated record.
AUGCACGGGCGGCAAGUGAGCCUGCAGCAUGUAAGCACCGACACACUCUCCAAAGUCAAGCGGCUGAACUCGGUGCUGUUCCCGGUACAAUACGGCCAUUCGUUCUACAAGGCGCUGCUGAUGCCCGACCAGCACGCAAUGCUGGCCCAUGGGGGUUCGCCGACUCUCCAGCUGGCGUCAUGCCAGCGGCCCGGGGCACCGGCCGUGCUGGAGGCGUAUAUCAUGACGCUCGGCGUGCUGGCGCCGUACAGGAGGCUAGGCGUGGGCAAGGUGCUGCUGGAUAGCGCAGUCAGGUAUGCGAGGGCAGACCCGGCUGUCAGGCGACUUGUACUGCACGUGCAUAUCACCAACGACGAUGCGCUGCGGUUCUAUCACGCCAGCGGGUUUUCAACAGUGCGCAUCGUCGAAAACUACUACAGACGCAUCGAGCAGCCGCACGCAUAUCUGCUAGAGUAUAGAGUCCGCUAG